Dictyostelium purpureum is the source of this 343-nucleotide messenger RNA. RefSeq lists its product as uncharacterized. Gene Ontology annotation, molecular function: DNA binding. The record is from RefSeq and is a predicted model, not a curated record. The transcript is spliced from 3 exons. The coding region runs from base 27 to 290 and encodes 87 amino acids. Lineage: Eukaryota; Evosea; Eumycetozoa; Dictyosteliales; Dictyosteliaceae.
AAACAAUAAUACCUAUAUCAUUUCAAAUGAUUAUAAAAGAGUUUAAUAGUAGAUCAAUAAGAAAUGUCAGAUCAUCUGGAAUUAGUACAGAUCUUCUUGAAAAUUUCUUUAUAAACAACCCUUAUCCGAGUAGAGAAGAUAUCAGAAAUCUUGCUUUUCGCUAUCAAGUCGAAGAGAUAAAAAUCAAAAACUGGUUUAAAGGCAAGAGAGAUAGAUUAAAGACAAAAAAUAGAAAGACAUUAAUAAAAGAUACAAGAAUGAAUAUUCGUUUCAUUUUAAAUAAUAAUUAAUUUUUUUUAUUAUAUUUAUCUAUAUGUAUAAUAACUUAAAAUUAAUUCACUAU